Molecule: messenger RNA, 1066 nt
Organism: Cimex lectularius (bed bug)
Lineage: Eukaryota; Metazoa; Arthropoda; Insecta; Hemiptera; Cimicidae
Gene: Psf2
Product: DNA replication complex GINS protein PSF2
Exons: 4
Coding region: 308-964 (218 amino acids)
Biological process (GO): double-strand break repair via break-induced replication; DNA replication
Cellular component (GO): GINS complex; nucleus
Source: RefSeq, a predicted model, not a curated record
CUCGCUUCUAACGAUUUUCGAUUCAACAUAAUUAUUCAAAGGCAUUAUAAAAAGUGAAAGAGUAAAACAAACUAUUCUCCAUUGAUUAUCACUUAUGAAAUAAGUCUAAAUUAUAAAAUAAAAACAAGAAUAAAACGUUAUAUUUCUUAGAAAAUUUCUUAUCGUGUUUGACUACAAAAAGAAAUAAUUAAUUGGACUUCUCAAAUAAUUGCAGAAUGUAGGAAAAGAUCGAAUCGAUUCGAGAUGUCGUAGAUCCUCUGAUCUUUCGACUUGGACUCCCGCGCAUUUUUAUCCUAUUUGAUCCGGCAUGCGAAGGUUAUCGUCUAUCGGUAAGCGCCGAGGUAGGAUGAACAUCGCAGAGAUCGAGUACCUCGCCGAACAGGAGGAGAUCACGAUUAUCCCCAAGUUCAGCGAUCAGCGGGUGAUCCACCUGAUCUCCGGUGACAUCGGGCCCUUUAGGGCCGGUGUACCUUGCGUCGUCCCGAUCUGGGUCGCGAUAAAUCUACGCAAAAGGCACAAAUGUACCCUCGUCCUACCGGAUUGGAUGGACCCGGCGGUCCUCGAGAUCAAAGUCGAGGAGGAGAAAACCAGCAGGGUAUUCACAAAAAUGCCAAGUGACCAUUAUCUAGGAAUCGCUCACCUACUGUUCUCUAAUGCUCUUGAGGACAUCGCUAACUCUGACCAGAUUAGGACAUUACUGAAGGAUCUGUGGGAUGUUAGAGUUUCUAAGGCACGAUCCUCAGCAGAUUCUUUCUUGAAAAACGGAGGCCGCCAUGCAGGAAUUGAUUACCUGACACAACUGGAAAUCUGCACAUUGAGGCCUCUGCUUUUAGACGCUUUAGAUACUGUUUUCAAACUCAGUGCUCCACAAGACCCAUUAAAUUUUAUGAAUGUAUCUUCAUUUACAAGCCAGUCUCAGUCUCAGUCGCAACAAGCAUCCACCAGUUCUCAUUCGGAGUUAUGACAACUUUAUUCCAUUUCCCUUCCAUCUUUACAAAACUCGAGCAACAAAGAAAUUGUACAAAAUGUAAAGUUAAUGCAUAAUAAAUAUUUUAUUUAAAACAAU